AGGCAAUUCCGUUCGCCAUGGUCGCGCUGUCAUCUCUCGCCGUCGCAUGGACGCAGCUCCUGAGCAACUACGCGCAGCUCUUGCCGUCAAGCGCCGCCGAUUGGGCGCUCUUGGCCUACAAUGUUCUCGAUCGUCCGAGUUCUCCUAGAGUCUCGACACCCCAUGCGGCGUCCGUCGGCACUGCCGUUGGCGCCGGGCCUUUCCAUUGGUCCUUAUGCCCCGACCAUGCUGAUGACAUGCGGUACCAGUGCGGCUACCUCACUGUGCCGCUCGACCACUUGGAUCCGACCACGAAUGCGACACUCGACAUUGCCGUUCAAAAGUACACGACGAACGCGACGCCAUCGCUCGGCACGAUCCUCGUCAAUCCGGGCGGUCCCGGCGGUCCCGGCACGGGCAUGGCCAUCCCGCUCAUGGCGACGAUCACAGGCGGUCAGUACGACAUUCUCGGGUUCGACCCGCGCGGCAUUGGCAAGUCACGCCCGAUGCAAUGCUCCAAGAACCGGUUCACGGCCGCGAUCGAAGGCGCUGCGAUCGCCGACCUCGAGUCGCCACUCGCCCACGGCUUCAUCUCGGACGCCGAGGCUGACGCCUACGCCUCCAACUAUGCGCUGCCGAUCGCGCGUUGCCACCUCUACGACGGCGACUACCUCCCGUACCUCUCGACAGCGUUUGUUGCCCGGGACAUGGACCUCAUCCGCGCCGCACUCGGCCAAGACCUCAUGCACUACUACGGCGUCUCGUAUGGCUCGUUCCUCGGUAUCACGUACGCCAACAUGUUUCCUCAGCGCGUCGGCCGCUUCGUCAUUGAUGCGGUGCUCGACCCUGAGCUCUACACGGGUCCUGCGCCCGCGCUCAUGGCCGGGUCCUUUCGCGACACGGACAGAAUUUUUGCGGGUUUUGCGGCCGACUGCGAGGCCGCGGGCCCGCGUAAUUGUGCGCUCGCCGAUAGCAGUGCGCCGCGGCCCUAUCUCUUGUCGCGCUUGCGUGCGUUCUUGGCCAACGUGACUGCGUCGCCGCUGCUCGUGCCCGGCGGCGAUGAUGUGGUGCGGCUCACCGACACUGCCGUGCGCAACCUCAUCGUGCCGCACCUCUACUCGGCCAUGCGCUGGCCGCAGCUCGCACUCGAGCUCAAAGCGCUGAUGGACGGCACGUACUCGGCGCCUUUGAAAAAUGCCUCGUGCGACGACUUGGAUGCGGACACUGGCGUCGGCAUGGCGUACCAAGCCUACAUUGGUAACGACGGCGACUGGGAGGGGAACGCCAAGGCCAACUGGACGAGUGCGCUCCGCUCCGUGCAGAACGCGACCCGCGUGCUGUUUGAUCCGGAGAUGAACAACAUCAUGGCCGUCAAGUUUUGGAAGACGCGGGCCGUCGAGCGCUACGAUGGCCCGUGGGGGAAAGCGUAUGCCAACAAGGUCGUCAUCCUCAACAACGAGCUCGACCCUGUGUGCCCGCUCCACUCUGCCCAGCACGUUCGCGACCUCAUGGGUCCAAUGCACUCUGUGCUCGUCACGCGCGACGGGUACGGCCACGGCGCGGCCGUGAGCCAGCCAAGCGCGUGUUUACACCGCAUUCUCGUCGACCUCUACUCGAAUGGAUCCUACCCCGUCAACGACACGCGUUGUGGCGUGGACCACGGACCGUUCGACGCACCGACGCUUCCAACGACGUUGCUCGAUGCCAUGACGCGCCUCGCAACCAUGCGGAUCCGAAAGUAAUUUUGUUCCGUGUGCAUACAUUGUCACCUCUUCGUUUUGGUGCUUGGCGCCGAGGCGAGACGCUCAC
This is a messenger RNA of Saprolegnia parasitica CBS 223.65, 1788 nucleotides long. RefSeq lists its product as hypothetical. The transcript is spliced from 2 exons. The coding region runs from base 18 to 1721 and encodes 567 amino acids. NCBI's taxonomy places the organism in Eukaryota, Oomycota, Saprolegniomycetes, Saprolegniales, Saprolegniaceae. The record is from RefSeq and is a predicted model, not a curated record.